CGGUAGUUUUUUAGUGUUAUACAAAAAAAAAAGAUAUUUUAGUCGCAUAAACAUAUCUAAAAUAAAGAAGUUUCAAAAAAUUUCACUAUACGAGAGAAAUAGAAAGAGAUGGCAAAGAAAAAAUAUUCGAAAUAUUUGGGACUUGUGUUCUUGCUUCUUUUGUGUAGUGUGGUCUCAUGCUCUAACCAACGUGCUCUAAUUGUGUCUACACAAGAGCCAAGUUCAUUAUCAGCGUGGAAAAGGAAGUUGAUACCAGUACGGUCAUCAAGAAGUCCACGAAGUCCUUCGUUUUUACCACCAACGCCACGACGGCGGCCACCGCCACCACCACGACGGCCGCCUCCACCACCACGACGGUCGUCGCCGCCGCCACCGCCGCCACCGUCAUUGGGAAGAGACUUAUAAGCCAAGUGGAGAUAUUUAAUAGUGGACAUGGUGGUUGUCACAUUCCUCUCCUAGUCUCCUCCUUACUUCUUGGCCAGUAGACAAACUUAUGUAAUAAUUCACCAAAAUUAAGACAUGUUAAUGUAUAAUUUGCAAUAUAUGUUGUUCCAAGUAA
Messenger RNA from Capsella rubella, 559 nucleotides. Its product is annotated as sulfated surface glycoprotein 185-like. The record is from RefSeq and is a predicted model, not a curated record. The transcript is spliced from 3 exons. Bases 109 to 405 code for a protein of 98 amino acids. Lineage: Eukaryota; Viridiplantae; Streptophyta; Magnoliopsida; Brassicales; Brassicaceae.